UCUUCAGUCUCUUUCUAAUAAAUACCUCUCCACGUCUGACCACCCUCUUUUCUAGUUCUCUUCUUCUCACUUCUUUUAUUCACUGUAUAUAGUCAUUCCAUUCUUCUCUCGUUUCAUUUCAUUUUUCUCUGUCAACAGAAAUCAAAUGAACAACCAUAUCUGGGUUCUGUUCUUUCUUUCUUUGCUGUCAUUUCAAGCCCCUGAAUUCUGUGUUUCUCUUUCGCCUGAUGGACUCACUCUCCUUUCGCUUAAAUCAGCCAUUGAUCAACCACCAGACGCCUCUGUGUUCUCCGACUGGAACGAGAACGACCCCACGCCCUGUCACUGGUCCGGCAUUUCCUGCAUUAACAUUUCCGGCUUCCCCGACCCUCGUGUCGUCGGCAUCGCUAUUUCCGGGCAAAAUCUACAUGGCUAUAUUCCCUCCGAGCUCGGUUCUUUAGCCUAUCUCCGUAGACUCAACCUUCACAACAACAACUUGUACGGGUCAAUCCCUGUUCAGUUGUUUAACGCCACUGCACUUCAAAGUCUUUUUCUCUACGGUAAUAAUCUCUCCGGUUCUCUCCCGCCUUCAAUCUGCGACCUCCCUAGACUCCAAAACCUCGAUCUCUCUAACAAUUCUUUAACUGGCUCUCUUCCUGAUGAUUUAAAGAAUUGCAAACAUUUACAAAGGCUUAUACUUGCUCAAAACAAAUUGUCCGGGAAGCUUCCAGGAGGGAUUUGGUCAGUGUUAGAAAAUUUAGUACAGCUUGAUCUCUCCGCAAAUGAUUUUCAAGGUCCCAUACCCAAUGAUCUUGGUGGGUUACAGUCUUUAUCAGGUACUCUUAAUUUAUCUUUCAACCAUUUAUCCGGUGAAAUCCCGAAAUCGCUUGGGAAUUUACCGGUCACCGUCAGUUUUGAUCUUAGAAACAAUAAUUUAAGCGGUGAAAUACCUCAAACGGGGUCUUUUGCUAACCAAGGACCUACUGCUUUUCUUAACAAUCCUCAAUUAUGCGGGUUUCCUCUUCAGAAAACUUGCAAAGACUCUUCAGAUAGCCAACAGGAAUCCCAAAAUUCGGCUCCGGAUUCCGAUAAGAAUAAAAGAAAAGGCUUGAGUCCCGGUUUGAUUAUAUUAAUAUCAGUGGCUGAUGCUGCUGGUGUUGCAAUUAUUGGUGUAGUGAUAGUUUGCAUUUACUGGAGAAAGAAAGAUUCAAAUGGUGGAUGUAGCUGUACUGGAAAACGCAAACUCGGAGGAAAUGAAAAGGGUAAGCUCCGUUCUUGUCUUUGCAUUAACGGUUUCAGAAACGAAGAUUCAGAAUUUGAGGAUCAAGAUAAAUCAGAGAAAACGAAAUGUGAAGGAGAGCUGGUGGCAGUUGAUAAAGGGUUUUCGAUUGAACUUGAUGAGUUGCUGAAAGCUUCGGCUUAUGUACUGGGAAAAAGCGGCUUGGGGAUUGUGUACAAGGUUGUUCUCGGAAAUGGCGUGCCAGUGGCUGUGAGGAGACUUGGUGAAGGAGGAGGACAGAGAUACAAAGAGUUCGUCACUGAAGUUCAGGCCAUUGCUAAAGUAAAACAUCCUAAUAUUGUCAAAUUGAGAGCUUAUUAUUGGGCACCAGAUGAAAAGCUUCUAAUCUGUGAUUUCAUUUCCAAUGGCAACUUAGCCAAUGCUCUUCGAGGGAGAAGUGGGCAGCCAUCUUCAAGCGGUCUAUCAUGGUCAACAAGGCUUAGAGUUGUAAAGGGAACAGCUCGGGGUUUGGCCUAUCUUCAUGAAUGCAGUCCAAGAAAAUUUGUCCAUGGAGAUAUCAAACCAUCAAACAUUCUGCUUGACAAUGACUUCCAGCCUCACAUUUCUGAUUUUGGACUCAACAGACUCGUACACAUCACGGCGAAUAGCCCUUCUUGCUCUGGUGGAUUUAUGGGCGGCGCUCUCCCUUACAUGAAGUCUGUCCAAACAGAAACUGCCAACAAUUACAAAGCUCCGGAGGCUCGAGUUCCCGGAAACCGACCCACACAGAAAUGGGACGUCUUUUCGUUCGGCGUUGUUCUGCUGGAAUUACUUACCGGAAAGUCUCCUCAACUUUCAGCCACCACAUCGACGUCCAUCGAAGUUCCAGACCUGGUGAAGUGGAUCCGAAAAGGCUUUGAAGAAGAGAAUCCAUUAUCAGAUAUGGUGGAUCCGAUUUUGCUGCAAGAAGUCCAUGCUAAAAAGGAAGUGCUGGCAGUUUUUCAUGUGGCGCUCGCCUGCACGGAGGUAGACCCGGAUGUCCGGCCUAGGAUGAAAAAUCUGUCAGAAAAUCUUGACAGGAUUGGCUCAUAAAACAGAUUUUGGAGCCGAAAUUUCUUUAUUUUGCAAGCGGCAAUUCAUUUUUCCAACAUUUUUCUUUUUUUUAUAGCUUUCUUGGAACAUAUAUUUGAUUUAUUUUUCAACUGUGGCAAUUGGCAAAAAUUUGUAGGUAGAUAAUUUGUAAUAUAAAUUUCUAUUCUAGUUUCCCAAGACAUGAUAUUUCUAUAUUUUUCAAAUCAA
Mangifera indica (mango) is the source of this 2497-nucleotide messenger RNA. RefSeq names its product receptor protein kinase-like protein ZAR1. The transcript is spliced from 2 exons. Gene Ontology annotation, molecular function: ATP binding; protein binding; protein kinase activity. The record is from RefSeq and is a predicted model, not a curated record. Lineage: Eukaryota; Viridiplantae; Streptophyta; Magnoliopsida; Sapindales; Anacardiaceae. Gene Ontology annotation, biological process: protein phosphorylation. Bases 146 to 2290 code for a protein of 714 amino acids.